Parnassius apollo (apollo) is the source of this 282-nucleotide messenger RNA. Lineage: Eukaryota; Metazoa; Arthropoda; Insecta; Lepidoptera; Papilionidae. The record is from the annotation of a GenBank genome assembly.
AUGUCUAAAGAAGAAGCUAAAGGUUAUAUAGGACUAAAAGUUGGUGUCAGGCAAAGAGGCUGUAAUGGAUUGUCUUAUACUUUAGACUAUGCAACAAUUAAAGACAAGUUAGACGAAGAGGUAAAACAAGAUGGUGUUACAAUAAUUAUAGACAAAAAGGCACAGUUGACAUUAUUAGGAACUGAAAUGGAUUAUGUAGAAGACAAACUUUCCGCUGAAUUUGUUUUUAACAACCCAAAUAUAAAAGGCACAUGUGGUUGUGGAGAAUCAUUUAGUAUAUAA